Messenger RNA from Hydatigera taeniaeformis, 234 nucleotides. The record is from the annotation of a GenBank genome assembly. NCBI's taxonomy places the organism in Eukaryota, Metazoa, Platyhelminthes, Cestoda, Cyclophyllidea, Taeniidae.
AUGUUACAAUCUAAGCGAUACACAUCUAGACAACAGGACUCAGAAGAUAUUGUAAUAACACUUGUUUGUGGCGAUGUUUGUGGACACUUCAAGACCCUUUAUGCAAGGAUUAAGAAGGUGCUUUCUACAGCUGGCUCCUUCGAGGCCUUGUUUUGCGUCGGUGACUUCUUUGGUGAAAAUGGGGAAGAUUUUGAGAAACUGUGCGAAGACUCGUCAGCAGGCAUGCUCCCUUAA